AUGUCUUAUGAAAGAAACAACACAUGGAAGUGAAUUGACAAUCACCUAUUCUGGUUUAUGCUUUUGGAAGAAUUGACAUGACUUUUUAUCUAUUGAAAGCUGGAUUGAACGGAGACGAUGAUCCCAAACAUGAAUGAUCUGACAGUGUUUGAUGAUCAGAAAGAAACAAGAACAGGUGGAUUGAUGGAGGGAGGGAUUCAUGGAAGGAAAAGACAUCAUAAAUGCUUGCGAGGCGGGCGAGUCAGUUUGCUGAUUUUUAUGUAUGUCCGAUGUGGUUGGGAGUUGGGAGCUAAGUUCCAACAGGAUCAGGUGGGCAAAGCCACAAAGCUAAUCAGCAUGGAUUGGAAUGGGAAUUUUAGGGUUCCUUUCGUCUCUCGACCUGCUGAGAAUUCCUUAAGCUUUCUCUACAACUACACUUACGAUCAUCAGUUUUCAGGAGGUUUGGAGAUGAAGCAGGCAUCGAUGCAGACAGCACAGCACACAAUGCUGCCAACAUCUCUCACAGACAAGAACAACGCCAGUAUGAACAUGAUCUACGGUCAGGAUCCCAAGAAGAAAAAGCUCAGCACCGAGCAGUUGGAGUUGCUGGAAAACAGUUUCCAGGAGGAAAUCAAGCUGGACCCCGACCGGAAAAUGAAGCUGGCUAAGGAACUCGGCCUGCAGCCGCGCCAGAUCGCCGUCUGGUUCCAGAACCGCCGGGCACGGUGGAAGGGAAAGCAGCUUGAGCGCUUGUACGAAGCGCUUAAACAGGAGUACGACGCUGUUUCCAGGGAGAAGCAGAAGCUGCAGCAAGAGGUCAUUGCAUUGAGGGCAAUACUCAAGGAUCAGGUGAGCAAGAAGCAAGUGUUUACUGGGUACACAGAAGUCUCUGGGGAAGAAACAGUGGAGAGCACAUCCAUUCCAAGCUUGGACAAGACUGAUAACAAUAUCAACAACAAUAAUAAUAAUAAUCUUAGCAAUCAAAUUGGGGAGUGCAGCAACUAUGUUUUGAACGUGGAAGACUACAAUCCAGCUGCCAUGAUGACUCCCUACAGUUGGGCUGCUGCUGCUGCUGCUUCUAUGCCUUCUUGUCCUUGAAUCCGAUCAUGGAAGAUGAUGAUGAUUAAAUCUGCAUGCUAGAUGUUUGUAUAUCUUUAAUUAGUUCGUUUAGGGCUUAAAUUAACAAACUAAAAGUUACUGCUGUUUGUUUGUAGGUGAAAGCAGCUGUUCAGUGGCAGAGAGUGACGUUAUUUAUUAAGUUUAAGUUCUUGCUGAGAUCUUAUAGAUAGGGAAAGAGUAUGUACUGUUUAAUUUCUAGACCCUUUUAUUGACUGAUAGAGAGUUUCUGAUGAUAUUUUAUAUUGAACUACUUAAUAUAUUUAUCUGCUU
Andrographis paniculata is the source of this 1368-nucleotide messenger RNA. RefSeq names its product homeobox-leucine zipper protein ATHB-22-like. The record is from RefSeq and is a predicted model, not a curated record. NCBI's taxonomy places the organism in Eukaryota, Viridiplantae, Streptophyta, Magnoliopsida, Lamiales, Acanthaceae. Gene Ontology annotation, cellular component: nucleus. The coding region runs from base 118 to 1077 and encodes 319 amino acids. Gene Ontology annotation, molecular function: sequence-specific DNA binding; DNA-binding transcription factor activity, RNA polymerase II-specific. The transcript is spliced from 5 exons. Gene Ontology annotation, biological process: positive regulation of DNA-templated transcription.